Myotis davidii is the source of this 774-nucleotide messenger RNA. It is a transcript of the gene ADRA2A, whose product is annotated as adrenoceptor alpha 2A. The record is from RefSeq and is a predicted model, not a curated record. Gene Ontology annotation, biological process: adenylate cyclase-activating adrenergic receptor signaling pathway. The annotation marks the transcript as partial. Gene Ontology annotation, cellular component: membrane. The transcript is spliced from 3 exons. Gene Ontology annotation, molecular function: adrenergic receptor activity. NCBI's taxonomy places the organism in Eukaryota, Metazoa, Chordata, Mammalia, Chiroptera, Vespertilionidae.
GAGGCGCCGGGGGGCGGCGCCUGGGCCGUCCCCUACUCUUUGCAGGUGACGUUGACGCUCGUGUGCCUGGCCGGGCUGCUCAUGCUGCUCACCGUGUUCGGCAACGUGCUGGUCAUCAUCGCCGUGUUCACCAGCCGCGCGCUCAAGGCGCCCCAGAACCUCUUCCUGGUGUCGCUGGCCUCGGCCGACAUUCUGGUGGCCACGCUCGUCAUCCCCUUCUCGCUGGCCAACGAGGUCAUGGGCUACUGGUACUUCGGCAAGGUGUGGUGCGAGAUCUACCUGGCGCUCGACGUGCUCUUCUGCACCUCGUCCAUCGUGCACCUGUGCGCCAUCAGCCUGGACCGCUACUGGUCCAUCACGCAGGCCAUCGAGUACAACCUGAAGCGCACGCCGCGCCGCAUCAAGGCCAUCAUCGUCACCGUGUGGGUCAUCUCGGCCGUCAUCUCCUUCCCGCCGCUCAUCUCCAUCGAGAAGAAGGGCGGCGGCGGCCAGCAGCAGGACGAGCCGCGCUGCGAGAUCAACGACCAGAAGUGGUACGUCAUCGCGUCGUGCAUCGGCUCCUUCUUCGCGCCCUGCCUCAUCAUGAUCCUGGUCUACGUGCGCAUCUACCAGAUCAGUGCUGACUGUGGGGAAAUCGUCGAGCUGCUGUUUUUAGACACAGAGAAGUGUAAAUUAUGUGGAAGAGGCAAACCUGAUACAAUUUGCCCAAGGGGAGCUGAAGAUCCUCACUGUACGGUGGUGGUUAUAGCACUUGGAAGUGGGAAGGGCCCUUAG